UGCUCAGCUUAUUUGCACCUGAAGGGAAUAUACCUCCUCCUUUCAUUUCAAAAAUGGCUACCAGCAUCAUGAGAGUCCAUACUCUAGCAGCACCCCUCUUCUCUACUUUCAUCUUCCUCCUUUGUUUUCCUUCAACGGUCCUUUCUGUUUCCUUCAGCAAAAUUCAAUUGCCACCAAAUGCCACCGGCCCCGAGGCACUUGCCUUCGUUUCGGGAACCGGACAGUUCUGUACACGUAUAGCUGAUGGUAGAAUUCUGAAAUAUCAGGGGCCAACCACUGGUUUUGUAGACUUUGGAUUUGCCGCACCUAACAGGUCAAAGUCAGUGUGUGAUGGCACGGACACCGCCAAUCCAAAACCUGUUUGUGGGAGGCCAUUGGGUUUGGCGUUGCACCAUGCAACAAACAGGCUGUACGUUUGUGAUGUUUUCGGCUUCGGAGUGUUGGGUCCGAAGGGAGGACAGGUAACCAUACUUUCCACCGGUGCAGAUGGAGAACCUUUCCGUUUCUGCAAUGCAGUGGAUGUCCACCAAAGAACUGGAGAUGUCUAUUUCACAGAUAGCAGUGCUGUCUACGAUAUAAGACAAAUUGAAACAGCAAUAAGUACUAACGAUUCAACAGGGAGGUUGAUGAAGUAUGACUUCAAGACUGAGCAAGUGACAGUGUUGUUUAGGAAUCUUUCCGGGGCAGUAGUUGCAGUUGAUGAGGAAGCCAAAUUCGUCCUGGUUUCCGAGUUCAUUAUUAACAGGACUAUAAAGAUUUGGCUACAGGGUCCUAAAGCUAACAAAUUUGAGAUCAUAAACUUACAGCCAAUGCCGGAUAACAUCAAGAGGACUGCAUCGGAAAAUUUUUGGCUAGCGGCAGCAAUGAUAAAACAAGGCACACAAUCACUUGUGCCUAUAGGGCAAAGGAUCAAUGCAUCUGGCACUGUUUUACAAACAGUGAAUUUUGAGCGAUGGUAUGGAAAUAAAUCAAUCAGUGAAGUUCAAGAGUUUAAUGGUCUGCUCCACGUAGCAUCACGGUUAGUGAAUUUUAUUGGAGUCUACAAGCAUUAAAGUUUCCUGAAACUGUAGGUAAUAAAAGCAAAUGGCUGCAAAUAAAAAGCUAGUUUGAAACGAAGGCUGGCUGCCCCUGCUUGUCUACCAUGUAAUAAUGUACUAAUUCUCUCUUCUGUGUUCGAUUGGCAAGGUAUUUAAAUAAUUGGUAUUUGAUGCAAAAAGAAAAUCAAAGCACUUGAGUUGUUAUUCA
Molecule: messenger RNA, 1245 nt
Organism: Theobroma cacao (cacao)
Lineage: Eukaryota; Viridiplantae; Streptophyta; Magnoliopsida; Malvales; Malvaceae
Product: strictosidine synthase-like
Cellular component (GO): endomembrane system
Molecular function (GO): hydrolase activity
Source: RefSeq, a predicted model, not a curated record